CUGUCGAUGUUAGCAACUAUCACAGUGGCGCUUUUUAUUGGUAUGUGUUUGGUGUUGAAAAAUUUUGUGACUUUAAAUAGGAAUACGUUCUACUCCCUUCAAAAAACGAAAAUACCCACCUGAUUUUACGAAAGUUGUUGUUUGACUCUAUCACAGUUUCCUUGCCAGUGUAUUUCUGAUAGUUGCAAUGAUAGGAUCGCUGUAAGAAUAAAGCUCACGUUUUUUUUUUCAAAAAAGUAUUUUAACAAGAAAUAAUGAGUGGUCAAAUCGACAACCCUGGUUUCGUUAACGAUGACGGUAAAAGCAUUCAUGGUGUCACGCCAGCUCUUAAUUCUACAGAUGAUGCUACCCGGAAAAAUGGAAAAUCCGGGAUGGUUGAGAUGAAUGACUUAAGAAAAGCAGAAGAAGCAACUGGAGAAUAUGAACCAUACUUACACAGAGAAGUAGAACAUCCUACCACAAAUGCAGAAACGUUACUACAUUUGCUCAAGGGAAGUUUAGGCACUGGCAUAUUGUCUAUGCCGCUUGCAUUUUACCAUGCCGGAUAUUUAGUGGGCAUAAUAUGUACAAUAGUAAUUGGUGCAAUUUGCACAUAUUGCAUACACAUGAUUAUACAAGCAGAAUACGAAUUAUGUAAAAGAAAAAAGUUACCAAGUUUAACUUACCCCGCUACGGCAGAAUUAGCUUUACUCGAAGGACCUUCAUUUUUUAAGAAAUUAGCACCUUUUGCUGUGCACAUAAUUAACGUAUUCUUACUGAUAUAUCAGAUGGGAGCUGGGUGCGUGUACACCGUUUUUAUCGCCGAAAAUGUUAAAGCUGUUGCAGACGAGUACACAGACAAAUUGGAUGUGAAAAUUUGGAUGCUAGUCUUCCUACUUCCUCUUAUAUUGAUCAAUUAUAUCAGAAAUCUAAAAUUUUUGGCUCCCUUUUCAACAGUUGCCAAUUUCAUCACAAUAGCAAGUUUUGGAAUUAUUUUAUAUUACUUAAUCAAAGCAGAUAUCACUUUUGAGGACCGAAAUCUCUCAGGUGAAAUAAAGGAUUUUCCUUUAUAUUUUGGAACUGUUCUGUUUGCUCUCGAAGCAAUUGGCGUGAUCAUGCCCUUAGAAAAUGAAAUGAAAACACCAAAAGCUUUCAAAGGUCCGUGUGGAGUCCUCAAUAUUGGGAUGAUUUCCAUCGUUGUUCUUUAUGUGGGAAUGGGAUUAUUGGGUUACCUUGCCUAUGGAUCAGACGUUGCAGAUACUAUAACCCUUAAUUUAGACAAGGGAGAUGUGUUGGCGCAAGUAGCGAAAGUGAUGUUGGCUAUUGCAAUCUACAUUACUCAUCCCCUACAAAUGUAUGUAGCAAUUGAUAUUAUGUGGAACGAAUAUUUACUGCCAAAAUGCGAAAAAAGUCGUUAUCAAUUAUUGUUUGAAUACUGUGUGCGUACUUCUCUAGUCCUUAUUACUUUUGCCUUAGCGGUUGCCAUUCCAAAACUAGAUCUCUUCAUUUCCUUGUUUGGUGCAUUUUGUUUAUCAGCACUUGGUUUAGCAUUUCCUGCCAUCAUACAGACUAGUACAUUUUGGUAUUCCUUAAAUGGAGUUAAAGGCAAAUUAAUCAUAGCAAAAAAUUGUGUCAUUGUUUUGUUUGGUUUUAUUGGACUUGUUGUUGGAACGUACACUAGUCUACAAAAAAUAGUUGAAUAUUUUAAUGAGUGAAAUUUUACUCUACACUUUUUCUGACGUUGGUUGAAGACUCAUUAAUUCUAAAGUACAAGAAAUUUUUAUUAUGUGAUAUAAGUUUAAUGCUCAAUGUCAAAUUUAGGCAUCAGGCAAAUUGUAUACAACAUAGUAAAUUAUUGUUUUAUAUUAUUAUACAGACUAUUGUAAAUAUGUACUAGUUGCGUGCAUAUAGGAAAAACAAGUAAAAAUCUUAUUUUUUCUGAACUGAGAUGUUAAUUAUAAAAAUAAAUUAUCUGUGAUUGCAAAAUUUAUAUAAGCACAGUAUCGUACCAGUGAAUUCAGAAAUGAACUGAAAGAAACAUACAGUGCAUCUCAUAAUCAAUCGUCUGCCUACCGCUUGCUUGCCCUUGAACGGUCGUUGUUCGUCGAAAUUUGACGAUAAAAGUAUAAUUAUAAGUAAAAUACUAUAUUUUAAAAUGCAAUCGGAAGUGCAAAAUACCAUGUGAUGGUAAACAACAUAUUACUCUUAAUUUUUAAGUAGCUCGGGUACAUUUUGAGGUGGCUAUUUUAAUAUCUUUCUAACUACAUAUUUCUCAAAAAUUUCGAUUUAUUUUGGAUGGUAUAGUAAAAUAAAAUAACAAACAAAUUUUUGGAAACAUACAUAGUUUAAUCUCAAUUAAUAUUUUAAACGUUAUUAUAACAUAUGCUUUCAAACUAGCGCAGAAAUGUGAGGAACAUUAAAUAAUUCUCGCAAAACAUAUUCAUGCUACAUAUUUACAAAUGUGGAACAAAUAUAUUUAGCAUAUCUUCACAUAGUGAUUCAACCUUCCAGUUCUUAAUGUAAAAUCUAGUAUUUUAUUGUAGUUUAUUUCAGAUAAAAUCUGUUUUUCUGGUGACUAAAAAGAUGGAGGAAUGAUUUUCAGAAACACUGUACAGUUAAUUUUGGCAAUUAAAAUUUGUUUUUGCAUUUAUGAAUCUUAGUUUGAAAAACUUUGUAUUAUUUACUUGUCCUGUAUUUCUAGUGUCCAGUACAUAGUAUUACCCUUUAUAAAUUAAGGUUGUUCAACUUUACAAGUGAACUUAUUCAAAAGAGUUCGUGAAAGAACUAUCUAUUUUCUUACACGUGUAGUGUAGGUGCCUAUUUUAAAAUUAAAACCAUUUUUAUUUUCUCAUUAUUUACAAUGAGAUUUAAAAUAAAUGCUUAAGACGAACACUGACGUUUUAUAUAUAUACCGGGUGUCCCAGUUUACUUUUCUGGAAUUUGGAAAGAUUAUUUGUAGCAUAAAGAAAAUUAUAAAAUACAUACACUGUUGCAGUUAUAUCGCCUUUAAAAUGAAAUCAUUUCUUCCUUUUAAAUAGAGUGACGGAUAUUUUUAAACGACUUAGUAUAUUUUAUAAAACUUGAUACGUAACUAGAAUUAGAUUCAAUGGUUUAAACAUUUUUUGAAUGACAGCAUCACUGUUUACCAGUUUGUUGUAUUUCAAGGGAUAGAAAGCUUAAAUUGGAACGAUGGUUUCAAAAUUGUUCAUAUUAAACCUUCCCAAACAUCAACAGUUUGUUUUCUAUUUGUAGUGUCUUUUUUUUAAACAUUCAGUUUAGUUUUUUAAACAUUUUGAUAUUCGCAUAAAGGCUAGAGGUACUAAAUAUACAAAAUUUUCUGCGUACACUCUUCUCGAUUAUCUUAUGUUUUUCGAUGAUCCUGCUAUUUUACCUAAUACUGCAUGUAUUUUAUAGAUUUCUUCGUGUUAUCGUUCUAAAUUUCAAAAUUCAGUCUUUUCAAAGAUAUUAGAAUGGAACAUAUCAACGUGAACACCCGAUAUAGACAACCAUGUUGACGUACAGAAACAUCCAUACUCGAUCAAAAAUUGAAAAUGACAUUUUUUGUAGACUAUUUCCAAAAUACAAAUAAAUACACUGUAACUAAGUAUUGUUCAUAUUAUUUUUUGUUAAUUUUAUUGCAAUCCAAUAAUAGACUGUUAUGAUGUA
Messenger RNA from Zophobas morio, 3645 nucleotides. Its product is annotated as proton-coupled amino acid transporter-like protein CG1139. The transcript has 9 exons. Bases 255 to 1694 code for a protein of 479 amino acids. NCBI's taxonomy places the organism in Eukaryota, Metazoa, Arthropoda, Insecta, Coleoptera, Tenebrionidae. The record is from RefSeq and is a predicted model, not a curated record. Gene Ontology annotation, biological process: amino acid transmembrane transport. Gene Ontology annotation, molecular function: L-amino acid transmembrane transporter activity.